ACCGUCUCUUCACGAGUCUGCUGCCUCCGAAGACAACGCCCUUCAGCCAGAAGCCAUGUUCAAGUUGGCCGCGAUUCUGCUGCUAAGCGCCGCUGUCAUCUGCACGCAGAUGCCGGACAUAUUUGAAGGCUGCAUACCGUAUCGCCCUCACCAUGAGGAGCCGACCAAGUGCACUUUUGCACACCCGCGCGACCUUCGGGGCAACAGCAGCUUUGUCUACUUUGCACACGAAGCUCUAAAGCAAGGCAGAAGCCAACCGAGCAGCGGCAACCUCAACACGCUGCUUCUAAUCACUCGUGGAGCAUAUCAGAACUACAGGGAUCUGUCGAAGGAAUUCGUCCUCCGAGUGGAAUUCCUAACCACUCCAAGCAACUGCGUCAUCCCACGCGACUACUCCGUUAAAGAGUGCCUGCCAAUUGACUACCAGGCAAAUGGGCUGUGCCAGGCAAAAUUCAAAUACUUUCAAGGCACUACUAUGCUCCAGACCGCUUGGUGCAACCCACUCAUGUAGGCUGACAUGCUGCCAAGCAAGAUUCCGCUUUUGUGGCCCCUGAAGUGCGAAAGCGCCAGGCGCGAGCCGCAGACUUAGG
This is a messenger RNA of Dermacentor silvarum, 590 nucleotides long. RefSeq lists its product as uncharacterized. The record is from RefSeq and is a predicted model, not a curated record. The coding region runs from base 56 to 511 and encodes 151 amino acids. The transcript has 4 exons. NCBI's taxonomy places the organism in Eukaryota, Metazoa, Arthropoda, Arachnida, Ixodida, Ixodidae.